Ectocarpus siliculosus is the source of this 1272-nucleotide messenger RNA. The record is from the annotation of a GenBank genome assembly. NCBI's taxonomy places the organism in Eukaryota, Phaeophyceae, Ectocarpales, Ectocarpaceae.
AUGGUCGAUGGCGGACGACAUUCGACAGCACCAGCGGCAACGACGCUGGUCGGAGGAUGCGCUAUCGCUUGUGUACUUGUCUGCUGUGCUGUGUCGGCCGGUGCCGGUCGAAGGAGACGCCUGGUAGAACUAGAGAAGGAGAUUCAGCGCCAGGUGGAGCUGAGGAAUGCGGAGCACGCUGGGAGGAUGAAGGCCGAGAAGGAGCUCAGGGCAUUUUUUACCAGCCGAAUGGUGGCGGACGGCGGGCUGAUUUUCGCACCGAUUGCAACGGUGCACUCUUGUUUCACGGAGUGUGUUGGGACUCCUCGACAGGGCCAGUUCGCCCCGUCUACCCGUGCCUUACUGGUGUUCGACAAGGGGUCGGUGUCGCCCGUCUCGCUGGACGGGGUGGAGGAAUUCAGCCACGUGUGGGUCUUCUGGGCGUUUCAUCUUAACACAAACCAGAAGGACGCGCGGGCGCACGCCGGCAUGCGCCCGGACAGCCGCGGUCACACGUUUCCGGCGAAGGUCUCACCGCCGUUUUUGAAGCGGCGUGUUGGAGUGUUUUCGACGAGGACCCCGCACAGACCAAACCCCCUCGGCGUGAGCCUCUGCAAGGUGGAGGAGGUAAACGCUGCCGAAAGAUCCAUCAAACUCUCCGGGGUGGAUCUUGUGGACGGGACGCCUGUCUUCGACAUCAAGCCUUACGUGCCGGACUACGACCGUCCUCGCGCGAGAGACGGCCCUGUCUCGGUGGGGACAGGGGACGGGGACGAUGGAGUACGCGUGGCGGCUUGGGUGGAGGCAUCGGUAAAGCACCGGCGAGCGGUGCAAUGGGCGCCCGAUGCGGAGGUCCAACUGGAGGAGGCGUGCAGUGACAGGCGAAGGAAAGGAGACGGGCCGCGAAUGCGGUUUUUCAGUGGAGAUCACGAGGGGGCCAAGAUGGCCAUCACUGAGAGCCUGUCCGUAGACGUGCGAAGCAUCCGAAAGACCCGGGAGGCUGUCGUGGCGCCGUCUUGUGUCCUCCUGUUCGACGGCCUCCGCGUGGAGUUCGCCACCACCGUUUCACUCUCCAUCGCUACGGCAGCCUCGUCGACGCCGUCGUCAUCACUAUCUGGGGGCUCCGCGGCUGCUGCGACGUCUGAAGUGGAAGGUACCGAGGGGGUCCCGUGUGUCUCGCCGAGGGGCGACGAUCGGGAGGCCACUGGCGGAGGAAGAAACUCGUCUCCCCCGCCGGUGUCGGUAGAGACAAUCCGAGUGUUGUCGGUGGAGGUGGACGAAAGCCGCUGCUAA